Messenger RNA from Trifolium pratense (red clover), 4497 nucleotides. RefSeq names its product disease resistance protein RUN1-like. Gene Ontology annotation, molecular function: ADP binding. The record is from RefSeq and is a predicted model, not a curated record. NCBI's taxonomy places the organism in Eukaryota, Viridiplantae, Streptophyta, Magnoliopsida, Fabales, Fabaceae. Gene Ontology annotation, biological process: defense response; signal transduction. The transcript is spliced from 5 exons. Bases 464 to 3889 code for a protein of 1141 amino acids.
AAUAAUUUAAAUUGUAUAAACUUAUAAUAUAAUUUUUUUUACACAAGCUCCAAUUAAAAUCACACCAUGUAGAUAUUUGUAGUGAUAUUUUAGAAAAUUACCUAUAAAAGUGGCACAAUAGUACAAAGAACACCAACUUAUUUAACCCUUUUAAUUUCUGAUCAUUUCAUUUUAAUUUUUAAGACACCUCAGAUGGGUGACAUCACCCACCCAACUUUAUGAGGUGGAUAGCCAAGUUGCCACCAAUAAUCAAUAUGACCUCCCAAGAAACUUCAUAGUUGCCUGCCUCAUUGAUGGUUUGUGUUCUUAACUACUUGCAGUAUAUAGUUGUACCAAACCAAAAUAAUAUAAUUUGCAGUGUGCAUGUACACACACACAUACACAUACACAUACACAUACACAUCCUGCUGUUAACAUUUCUUCUAUCUAUACUAACACUACUAUGAUUUCACUAUAAAUAUCUAUGGCAAAUUAUGAAGAACAGUCACAUGGUUUCACUUAUGAUGUUUUCCUCAGUUUUAGAGGGGAAGACACGCGACACGGUUUUAUUGGAUAUCUUCGCGAUGCAUUGCGGCAGAGAGGAAUCAAUGCUUUCUUUGAUGAUAAGAAUCUGAGAAUAGGGGAAGAUAUUUCACCUUCCCUUUCAAAAGCCAUUGAAGAAUCUAAGAUCUCAGUUAUUGUUUUUUCUGAGAAUUAUGCAUCUUCCAGGUGGUGUCUUGGCGAACUCGUGAAGAUCGUGGAAUGUACAAAAAGUAACAACAAACAACUUGCUUUCCCAAUUUUUUACCAUGUUGAUCCAUCCGAUGUACGACAUCAAAGAAAUAGCUAUGGAGAAGCCAUGGUUGCUUAUCAGAUUAGGUUUGGAAAAGACUCAGAAAAAAUACAAGCAUGGACAGCAGCAUUGUCUAAAGUCGCAGACUUGAAAGGUCACCAUAUCGACAUUGGGCACGAAAUCAAUCAUGUUAAAGAGAUUGCUGAAAAGGUUCACGCUAAUAUAGCUCCUAAACCUUUACUUGUUGGUGAGAAACCAGUUGGACUUGAUGAACACAUAGAAGAGGCGAAGUCACUUCUAAACUUGAAGCCAAAUGACGAUACUGUAUGCAUGUUGGGCAUAAUUGGACUUGGUGGAAUAGGGAAAACAGAACUUGCAAAAGCAUUGUAUAACAAGAAUGUGCACCGAUUUGAAGCUGGAAGUUUUCUUGCCAAUGUUAGUGAAAAAUCGAACAAAAUCAAUGGGCAAGAAGAUCUACAGAAGACCCUUUUAUCAGAGAUGUUUGAGCAGCCAGAAACGGAGUGGGGAAGUACAAGUAAAGGAAUCUAUGAAAUAAAACACAAGCUUGGAAGGAAAAAGGUUCUUUUGGUACUUGACGAUGUUGAUGAGAUGAAACAAUUUGAAAACUUAGCAGGAGGAAGUGAUUGGUUUGGUCCAGGUAGUAGGAUCAUUAUAACCACAAGGGACAAAGGUUUACUCAUGGGUACUUAUCCGAUAGAAGUUAAGACUUAUGAAAUGACUGAACUUAAUGAGCAACAUUCUCUUGAGUUGUUUUGUAGAAAUGCCUUUGGACAAAGCAAUCCUAAAACAGGAUAUGAAGCCGUGUCUUCUCGUGCCGUUGGUUAUGCAAAAGGUCUUCCACUGGCUUUAAAAGUUAUAGGCUCCAAUUUGGCUACUAGAAAAAGUUUAAAAGCUUGGGAGUCUGCAUUGAAAGAUUAUGAGAGGAUUCCGCGUAAAGGGAUUCAAGAUGUGCUUAAAGUAAGCUAUGAUGUGUUGGAGCCUUCUGCACAAAGUGUUUUCCUCGAUAUAGCUUGCUUCUUCAAAGGGGAAAGCAUAGAAUAUGUUGAAGAAAUACUUGAUGAAUUCAGCGCAGCGUCAAAUAUUGAAGAGCUUGUUAAUAAAUCUCUCUUGAAUGUUGAUAAUGGAUACUUGAAUAUGCAUGACCUAAUACAGGAUAUGGGUAGAGAGAUUGUUAGGCAAGAGGCACCAAAUAAUCCUGCAAAACGUAGUAGAUUAUGGUUUCAUCAAGAUGUCAUUGAUGUAUUAUCAGCCAACGAUUCAGGGAGUGAUGCAAUUCAAGGGAUAAUGCUUGAACCUCUUGAAUAUACAACAGACGUAUAUUUGAAUGAUUCCGCUUUUGAGAAGAUGAAUCGUCUCAGAAUUCUCAUUGUUCGAAAUACAACUUUUUCAUCAGAGCCUAAACAUCUUCCAAAUCAUUUAAGGGUACUUGACUGGAAGGAAUACCCUUCAAAGACUUUCCCACCAAAAUUUUAUCCGACAAAAGUCAUCAUCUUAAAUUUGUCUACUAGUCAACUUACAAUGGAAGAGCCAUUUAAGCAAUUUUCAUAUCUGACUGUCAUGAAUUUCUCAUUUACUUCAUCUAUCACAACAAUGCCGGAUGUGUCCAAAGUUGAAAAUUUGAGAGAAUUGCAAUUUGAUUUUUGUGAGAACUUAACUACGGUUCAUGAAUCCAUUGGAUUUCUCAAACAUCUUGUCCACUUAAGUGCUUCGGGAUGCACCAAACUUGAAAAUUUUCUGCCAAGAAUAUUUUUACCAUCUCUAGAAGUCCUUGUCCUUGAUUUUUGUACCAACCUUGAACACUUCCCAGAUAUAGUGAACAAGAUGAAUAAACCAUUGAAGAUUCAUAUGCAGAGGACCUCUAUUAAGAAACUGCCAAAUUCCAUUGGUAAUCUUAUUGGACUUGUUUCGAUAGAGAUGCAACAUAGCAAGAAUCUUGAAUAUCUACCAAGUAGCUUAUUCACGCUACCAAAUGUUGUUGCUUUUAAAUUUGGAGGAUGUUCUAAACUUAGUAAAUCUUUCAGAAGAUUGCUACCUGAUAGCCCUUCAGAAUCCAAUGAACGUUCAACAUUAAAAAUAAUUCAUCUUGAAAACAGUGGCUUGUCAGAUGAAGAUAUUCACACAAUUCUCAUAUGUUUUCCAAAAUUAGAAGAAUUGAUUGCAUCAGGUAACAAUUUUGUCUCUCUCCCAUCGUGCAUUAAAGAGUCUGUUCACUUGACAAAUCUUGAUGUUAGUGAUUGCAAAAAACUUCAAAAAAUUCCCGAAUGCACCAACUUGAGAAUUCUGGAUGUCCGUAAUUGUUGGAGUCUUGCACACAUUUCAGAGUUGCCAUGCACUAUUAAAAAAUUAGAUGCAAGAUAUUCCUGCAUCUUUUCUUCGAAGACAUCAGACAUGCUAUGGGAUCAGGUGAAGAAAGAGAGGCAUGGAUUAGAAAUUGUGAUGCCUAGAAUUAAGGUUCCAAAAUGGUUUGAUUAUAGAUACAAAGGAGGAAUUCCGUGUUUAUGGGUUCGUGGGAAGUUUCCCAUUAAUGUUGCUUUAUCAUUGGUGUUCCAAGCUGUGGAUGGGGAACAAAGUAUAAAUCAGGAUCUUGUUCAACUUCAUUUGGUUAUCAACGGUCAAUGUGUACUUCGCAAAGGCUAUUACAACUUCAGAAUUGGACCUGAUCAUGUUUUAGUUUGUGAUCUACGACUCUUAUACAAUGACGAAGAGUGGCUAAGUCUUGAUACAUUACUUCUUAAGCAUGAAUGGAAUCAAGUGCAAAUUUCAUAUGAAGCCUUGUCCAGUUUCGUGACACUAAGUGAAUGGGGAGUUUUUGUGUACAAACAAGGAGGAACUGUUAACUUGGAAGAACAUGUUCAAUUCAUGUGUCCUGACCCAACAAGGUACUCAAACAUAGCUAACAUAAUAGUCCCUCCAAAAAAUCCUAUCGAUGAUCAAAUUAUGAUGAUGGAGGAGUUAGCUUUUGAUGAAAUACCUGAACCUGAAGACGAAAUUAAAGAAAAACUUCACAAUAAAGUGACAAUGUUUCAAACUAUGAUGAAAUUGCUAUUUUUGCCAUUAAAAUUAUUUUUGAUAAGAGUUGGCAUCAUCUCUGGCUAAAUUUGAUUCACAACUGGUUACUUUGCCUUGCAACCUCGCAUUAUUUCUUGGACUCUUCAUAUCCAACAUUGUCUGCAUCAUCUUUCUCAAAUAGAUUUUAAAGUCACUCACAUUGUCAAAGAGAGGAAUUGUUGUGCUGAUAAAUUAUCCAACAUUGGUUUGUCUACUAAUAGCUUCACUUGAUGAAAUAACUUGUCCAACUCUAUUUAGAAUGUUUUCAAUCACAAUACGAGGUUUACCUUUGUAUAUGUGGCUUUGUUGAUUUGGUUGUUUGUGUUUGAAUUCAUGUCUAUCUUUACACUCUUUUUCCAUUCACCAAUAUUUUAUUGCAGUGAGUUUUCCUUUGUAAAGUUUUUAAUAAAACAAAGAGAUUCUCUUAAAAUUUGAUCUAAGCUCCCUAAAAUUCCUUUGUAUCUUUCAUAAGAAUGUUUUAGAAAUUGAUUAGAUUGAUAUCAAUAGUUUGUAGAUUCUUUCUCAAGCAAUGCUCCAUACAUGAUAUCAAUAGUUCUAUUAGUUUACUGGUAAUUAAAACUACAUCUAAACCAUCACUAGUAAUUUCUUUUAUCCAUAUUGUUUUACAUUAAUUGAAAAACUAUUGGUGAUUCCAA